Molecule: messenger RNA, 8938 nt
Organism: Pristis pectinata (smalltooth sawfish)
Lineage: Eukaryota; Metazoa; Chordata; Chondrichthyes; Rhinopristiformes; Pristidae
Gene: uhmk1
Product: U2AF homology motif (UHM) kinase 1
Exons: 8
Coding region: 16-1473 (485 amino acids)
Biological process (GO): positive regulation of translational initiation; peptidyl-serine phosphorylation; regulation of protein export from nucleus
Cellular component (GO): nucleus; neuronal ribonucleoprotein granule
Molecular function (GO): RNA binding; protein serine/threonine kinase activity; ATP binding
Source: RefSeq, a predicted model, not a curated record
AAAGGGGGUGGGACCAUGACGUCAAGCCGUGCGGGCCCGAUCGGUCGGGCAAGCGGCGGCGGCGGAGUCGGGCCUGGACCCGCGGCCUUGUUUACGGUCAGGCUGUCGCACCGAGGCCGAUUGCGAGUCCGUCCGAGCCGCCGCCACCACCAUCACCACGUCAUGGCGAUGUACGGCGGGUCGAGGCCGAGGCCCAGGUACCGUGGCGGUGGUGGCGGAGCGGCCCGCGGUUGGUACUCGGAGCCGGAGCGGGGCUGUAACGCUUUGCCGCCGUCGGGAGUCUUCCAGGCCAACGGACGCCUGUGGCGGGCGCAGCGGUGUCUCGGCAAAGGCUCCUCGGCCGCCGUCUAUGGCGUGACGUCGGGAGCGGCCCGGGCCGCCGUCAAACAGUUCGUUCACGAUAACAAGUCAGACUACGGCUUCCUGACGGAGAGCGGGGUCCUGGAGGACUUGCAGGGCCACAGGAACAUCGUAACUUUAUAUGGGAGAUUUUCUAACUUAUCGUACACAAACCAACGUUGCAACUGCAUUUUGCUGGAACUGUUGGAUGUCAGUGUCUCUGAGCUGCUGCUACACUCCAUUAAUCGAGGGCAUUCAAUGUGGAUGAUCCAGCAUUGUGCACGGGAUGUUCUGAGUGCACUGGCUUUUAUUCACCAUGAGGGUUAUGUGCAUGCAGAUCUCAAACCAUGUAACAUCCUCUGGAGUGCGGAGGAUGAAUGUUUCAAACUCAUUGACUUUGGGCUUAGUUUCCAGGAGGGAAAUCAGGAUGUAAAAUACAUCCAAACGGAUGGUUACAGAGCUCCUGAAGCAGAGUUGCAUAAUAUUCUUGCACAGAUGGGAUUGGAAAGUAAUACAGAAUGCACAACAGCAGUUGAUAUUUGGAGCCUUGGAAUAAUUUUGCUGGAAAUGUUCUCAGGAAUUAAGCUGAAAGAGACGAUCAAAUCUCCGCAAUGGAAGGCCAACAGUUCUGCCAUCAUAGAUUCCAUUUUUGCAAGUAAAGAUAUGGUAUAUUCAGCUAUCCCAGUUUAUCACCUCAGAGAUGUUAUUAAAAGUAUGCUUCAUGAUGACCCGGCACAAAGAAUUACAGCAGAACGUGCUUUAUACAACCCCUUCUUCAGCAUUCCCUUUGCCCCCCAUAUUGAAGAUUUGGUUAUGCUUCCAACCCCAGUGUUGAGACUGCUAAAUGUUAUUGAUGACAACCACCUUCAAAGUGAAGAAGAGUAUGAAGAUGUCGUGGAAGAUGUGAGGGAAGAAUGUCAGAAGUUUGGACCAGUUAUGUCUCUGCUUGUCCCAAAGGAGAACCCUGGUAAAGGCCAGGUUUUUGUUGAAUUCAGAAGUGCUGGGGACUGCAAAAUAGCUCAGCAGAUACUGACUGGAAGAAUGUUCGACGGCAAGUUUGUUGUGGCUACGUUCUACCCUCUGUGUGCUUAUAAGAGGGGAUAUCUGUAUCAUACAGUAGUUACUGAUACCUAAGUUACAACUGGGCAUGCCACCUUUUACAAUCACCCAGGUCCCUUUUGAAAUAUUCCUCAAUACAAUAGUAAAAAGGUUAACUGUUUUGCUCUGAUUCCUUUUGUGUGUAAGAUAGCGUUGAUUUAAGCAGCUAAUUUAGAGAAAAGGUUUACAAACUUAGGGAUUAAUGCACUUAAAACUGCCGGCAAGUUAUUAACAAAAUCUAUUUUAUUACUAGAAAUUAUAGCCAACUGCAUUUGGUUUGUAAAAUGCUAAUUUAACAGUUUUGCUGGCAGAGGUAUCAAGAAUGCAUUUGAUAAUGGGGAGCAUGCUGAUGAAACCUAUUCAUAGAUUACUAUAUCUUAAUCUAAAUAAAUCACAGAACAUUUUUGUAAAUGGUGGAAUAAAAAUUAAAAUAGAUUGAAUCUAUGUUAGUGAAGUCAUGAGGAUCCUGUUGCAAGCAUUUGGCCAUAGCUACUGUAAGUAUAUCAGAUGGAGAAAACUUGUGAUUUCUUGAAGGAUUUUAGUGAGUGCAUAUACGUAAAUGCACAUUCAUUAAACAAUGGAGAAAAAAAUACUUUUUAUUGUGGGCAAGUGGUACACAAAUUUGAGCACAACUCUUAGAAUUCCUUAAUAGUGCUUUUUUGGCCUUGGUAUAACAGCUGCUUGAAUGGUAUGUAUACAUGUGUGGUGUGUUGCAGAUUUAUUUAUAUUUGGGGAGAAACAUAAGAAAGUUCCUUGUAUCCUUUCUCAGCUUUAGAGACUGCAUUAAGGUGAUUUUUUAUUAUUGUUUUCCUUGCAUGGGGAUAGUUUGGCUACUGUUUUGUAGCCUGGAGUUGUAUAUUUUGACCACAGUGACACACAAAGACUUAAUGAAUGGCAAGUGUUUUAAUACCUGAGCAAAUCUGAUCAGAAAGAAUAAGCAUGCAAAUAACUGAUACCACAUAAUCUGGUAUAAUGGGGAAGGGAAACAUCAGACUGCUGGAUACACUUAGCUUUCCAGUCUAUCUUUUUUUUAUCCCCAGCAAAUCGACAGCCCACACAAUAAAAUAGUAAUUCUAAAAUAGUGGAAUGUUGCAAUCAUUGUUAGACUAAAAGACCAAAUAGACUGCCAGUUUAUUGUUGAAAUCACUUGGGGAGUUCGAAUAUUUUAAAAAGUACUGCUAAGAUUAAAUGAUUUUAAUAACUACAUUUAGAUAAAUUUAGUAGCAGUGGUACAAGAACAUGAGUUUGUACACUUGUUAUAAUCCAGUGAGUGCUAUUUAUAUGUUAAAUUUUACUGUAAAAUCAACAUAUAAACAAAAACCAAAAGUAAUCAUACCUUAACCAAAAGCUUCAAUUGAUCUGGAUUGCAUCAUUGUUGCCAAGUUUUCAAUGUAUUUAGCAUUUUACUGUGGCAAUAUUAAAGGCAUAUUUUAGGAAAAGAUAUUUCCAUAUCGUCUUUUACAGGGCCUUCCAUCAGUUGAUCUGAAAACAGCUCAUCUAAAUCUAGAUUACUAUUGGAGAGAGCAAUAUUCACAGCACUAACACAAGGCCUCUAGCAGUUAAAAUCUUGUUGUGGUUAUGCUUUCCAGUUCAUUGCACUUAUUCCUAAAAAUAUUAGAAUUAUAAAGGUCCAGUAUGUUUCAUAGAGUUGAUAAAUAUUAGCUAAUAACCAAAGACAGCUUCCUGAAAUGGAGAACAUGCAGAACAAGAGUAUCGAACCAGUUUAUGAAGGCACAUGAUCAAUUCAGACUCGAAAAGAAUUCAGUUGGCAUAGUUACAGUAUGCUUAUGCACUCUUGAGAUUGUUUCUUUCAGGUUUUUGCUCAGGUACAUUUAAGACAAUUAUGAAAAUGUUUUAAAAAUUGAUACAUCUUUCUGUCACUUAGCUGUACUCUACAAUCUUAAGCCACUAAAUAAAUGAACUCCAGUGAUUUAUCUGUGGACUUAAACUCAAGAAAUUUAGAAUCAAAACUGUGAAUUUAAAUUUAACCAAGUUACAUGCAAAAAGAUGUUUUAUAAACCAUUUUCAAACCUUUACUUAUCAAAUCGUACCAAAGGUAAAAAAGGGAACAUGAACACUCCAACAGUUAGGAAUGUCUCAUAAUUGCAUUCUUCCUCCAUCAUAUUCUCAUCUGGCUGCAAAUUUUGACCCAAUCUUUCGCACCUACCCAUAAUUUUCUACACAGACAUAUACGCUAAACCAUUGCUGAGCUCUUGUGUUUAUUCACAAAAGUGAGGUCUGGUGUCUUCCAACUCAUUGUUUUAAUUAAAUAAUGAACUUCAAGACUAUUUCUUGCUUUACUGUUACUGAUACUUAUUUAGAGCACUCAUUACCUACACUCAAUAAACAGCCAUUGGUAUAUACAAAAUGCAUUUCUCUCAAGUUAGUGUUUUAUUUGAUUAACGUUAAUAGAUUCCUGAUUGAAAUAUUCUCAGAUUAUCAAAGUAUUAAAAUAUUUGUAGGGAAAUAAGAAUUCAUCCAGUGGGAUUUGUACCCUCACGGAUUGUGUUAUACAGUGUACUUUGAUCUUGUCAUUAGCUUAUGUUAAAAUUAUAUUACCAGUGGCUGUGGUACUUCCAAUUUAAAACAAGUAAAUCUGAAUAAUUUAAUUUAACUAGUAAUUGACAUUCCAAUUUAAUUUCUACACUGUCCUGGUUCUUAGGUUACUUUUCUUUUACGAUGGUUUCUCAAAGUUUGGGUGUACGUUUUGCAGAUCUGGUCCAAAUAACUAUAUGAGUGCUUAAAAUCAAUUCCAGCAUACAGAUGGUGUAAAAAUUUCGGCAGUUAGAUUUGAUAUAUAUUGACCAGGUGCACUCUAAGUUGCCAGAUAUUGUUUUCAAUGUACCCAGACUAUCUCUGGCUUAUGAACUCUUUGAUUUGGUCAUCUGUGCUAGAUCAAGUCUCUAUAAUAAGUCGACAAUAAGUUUUCUGAAGUCGUUAAAUUCUAGUUACACACUACUGAAAAGUUCAAGUACAUGCCUUUUUCCCCUAAAUCAUACAGGGAACAGGUUUUCAGUAUUUCUAGAAACAAUUUAAAAGGAAAGCAAAAAUAUCUACUGAUACUUAAACAAGUAAUUCUACAGUUCUCAUUAGCACAACACUGAAGUUAAAAAACAGUGAAAUCGCUUUGGCAUAUUUCCAAUGUGCUCCAACCUAUUCUGGACAAUUGUAGAAAAGAAUUAUACCACGAUACAUAGAAGAUGUUUAUCAUACAAAAUCCUAGGGUUAUGAGAAUUUAUAAAAAUACAUCUCUGCAAUUUGGAAAAAAAUUACAACUCCUUUUGAAAGACCUUCUAAGACCUGAACUAAGUUUUCCAGGUCACAACUAAAGACAAGAGCUUUGACAGAGUACGUUUCAUUUUGUUGAUUACAAUUGAAGGAGCUGCAGUAGAUGCAGAAUUUUUACUCAAUUUAGUAUUGCUCAUUUUGCUUUCUGCAUUUUGGAGCCCUGGCCACUUAUUGGAUUGUCUUAUUAUAAAUUCGAGUCUGGAUGGAGUAAAAUAAUAUCAAACCAUAUUUUACAUAUGCUCAAAGAUUUUUUUCCCAGUGUUUUUAUUGCAGACCAAUGACAUUGGUUCUUGGCAUUUAAAUGAUAACACAACAAACCUGCUGUUCUUUUCCACUGCUGGGUGCUUUAAGAGUUCAAUUAACUCAGAUUACAACUUGGAUCAGUCUUGCUUCAUGGUUGCAAAAUAAAUACCAUGCAUAAUCGUAGGCGUUGAUGAAAUGCUGACUUGAUCACCACUUACCACUUACUAAGUUGUGAGUCAGGGUUCUUUAUCCAGCAAUCUGCCCACCAGAGAGUAAAAGAUUCCAUUUAACUAUGCAACAGUCCAGUAACUUCUGCACCAAAAUAUUGGGAGGUAACCAUUUUGUAGUCAUAACUUCCUGGAUUUUGCUUUUAGGAAAUGCAGCAUUUGUGAGAUUAAGCUAGAGAUAGAAAGGCAAAGCACCUGCAUCUGCUGUAUUAUGGAGACCGUAACAUUUCAUCACAAUUUGUUUCACAAAAGAUAUACAGCAAAAUUUGUAUAUGGAAUUCUCAUGGAAGGCAAGUUGAUGAAAGUUAACAUUGUGUGUAUUACUUUUUAAGAAUACAUGGGUUGGACCUGCAGGUUGAGGGUUUGUCUAGCAGCCAGUUUAUUUAUUUACUGAAUGUAGUGAAUGACCUGGCACUGUGCACAGACCGUACAUGCUUUUCCCGUGGUCUGUGUAUUCCCCAAGCUAAAGAUUUGAAUCAAAAGAAGUAAACAUGCCAUCUUAUAGCAGUCACUUUGGGGGAGGGAAUAUUCGUGCUUCCUUGGACGACUGGAGCUGUUGAAUCUAGUUCUUUAUUAAAACACAAGAGAAAGUGGGAGGGGAAGAAUGAGAUUUUCUCUGUUGUAUAAUAUGCAUAGGGCCAUUUCAAAAAGACAGUAUAAAGUCCUUUUUUUCAGUUUUAUUUACAGGCCCCUUUUAUUACUUACCUGAGGACUGAUGAGAUUACCAAAAUGUUGCACAGUUGAUUUUGGAUCUGUUUUAUCUCUUUGAGCUUGUUGCCAUCUCCAAUAAACCUUGUGGUUAAAAAGGAUUAAACAUAGCCAUGCAUUGAGAUUCUAUAGUUGAUAAUUGCUCAACUGGAAUGAUUCCAAUAGUUAUUUUUAAAAUGUAUUACAGAAUCAUCCCCAAAGCAUUUCUCAGGGUCAGUCAUCUGCAACAUAUCCACUCCUAAGAUGCACAAUCAUGGACAAAAAUCUUAUGAUUAAACAAAGAUUAUUCCAAGUCAGUGCUCCAUGGCAUUCAAAUAAGUCUGACGUGCUGUUCCUCAAGUGAUAGAUAAUAAUGUUUUAAUUUAGAAUUUUAACAAUCUUUACAAUUACAAUAGGUUUACGGUUUACAUUUCAGAUCACAGUAUUCAGAAUGCAGUCUGUAUGGCUUGUGCAAGUUAUAACCUCCAACAUUUUUAUUGCAUUUUUUUGUGUGCCACUUCCAACUGUCCCUGGGUUCUCCUUUGGACUGGUUUGAUUCUUGCUCAAGUCAGUUCAGCUAUGACAAGGGUGAUGGAACAGAUUUAUUUGUAAAACAGAAAAAAGUUGGAAUUUUUUAUGGAAUCAUUCUGUUGUUAAACUUUUAUAUGCUAGUAAAUGUUAAUUCUGGAUAUAACUACUUUUAACUGAGAGAUUGUUUAGCAUUUGAAAUUUAUUUCUGUGUAAGAUUAAGGUUGUCCUGCCAUAAAGAAGUAUGAUAUGCAAUGCUGUUAUAUUUCUGGAUUAUUGUUAUCCUUUAAACCCCUUAAGAUGGUAAGUGAAAAUUAGCUGUCCUUAAAAGUCAUGCAUUCAACCUAGUUCCAUGGUUUCUUUAGAAGCCACAGAUUUAUUUGAAGGCUGAUUUUAUCUCGGAUUCUAGACAGUUGGAUGAAUCGUUAGUUUUUGAAAACAUAACACACCAGGUCAUUUCAAGACAUAAUGUACCAGCCAUAAUCUGGCCCUGUACUAUGGAGUUUGGAUGUCUUUCAAUGCAUUUCAGUUUUGAGAUCACUCCUUCACCCGUUAUUUUUCAGCUGCUGUGUUAAGUUUUUAAAGAUUAGCAAUUUUUGUUCUCAGGAAACUUACACAAACAAGCAAACACUAUUAUUUUUCCCUAAUCCAGGUUGAUAUGUAGGAGGUCUAAUAUUAAACACUGAAACUUUAUAAAGAAAAACAAAUUAUUGUAUGCAUUGCUUUUAAGAAAUGAGUCAGGCAUCUAUAUUGCCUGUUUCUGUUGUGGAAACGCUGAAGCAGAGUGUUCAACUGUAAUUGAAAAUCCAUUCAUUAUCGCCAGAUGUUCAAGAAAUUGAUCUUUUUUCCGACAUUUAAUAGAGUUUGGCUAUGUAAUAUUACAAGAAUUUUAUGUUUUUUAAAAAUGGGCCUAUAAAUGUAAUUAUGCACUGAGGCAUCAUCUGACUGAAUUAAUGUAAGUGGAAGUGUAUCGGUUUGUUUUCAUUAUAAAAUACUGUUGUUUGUGACACUUCUUUCGCUAAUAUAUUGACAAGCUACUGUGAACAUGCAUAAAUCAACUGUGCAUGAUAAUAUCGUGGUUGAGCUGCAGAUUGUAUACAUUUAUUGCUGCAACAUCAGAACAUUGUAUUUUUCAGCAUUCAUUUUAUGCAUUUCAUAAUGAUUGAUAAUUAAAAUUUUCUGCACUAAAAUGCUUAGUACCAUAUAGAUGCCUAUUUCUAACACGCGUGCCAAGCAAUGAGACCGAAACCUAUUGCAGUCAUUUCUUCUGAGAGAGAGAGAGGAUUGGAGACAGCAGAAAGCAGAAAACCACACUUAUAAAUCAAGGAGUGAUGUGAAAGACAUUGCACAGGAAUUGCAAAUCAAAACAAUUGGGAAAGUUCAAUUUUUUCCCAUGCAGUUUGAAUGAAUGUUCAUUGAGUGUACUAGUUAUGCAUGUUUAUUCUGCAGGUAAUUGUCUUUCACAUACAACAGUGGUUUUUCUUUUUAAAUGAAAAUGUCAACUAAUUUCUGCCUUGCAGAAAGGCCAAUAUUUGAGUUAAUUCUGUGUUUUCAGGACUAAAGUCAUUUGACACAGGUGGAUCAGUGCUAAUUUAUCAUUUCCUUUCGCAUUUGGGGAUAGUUUUUUUUAAUACUACAAUAUCGGGAUCGUUCUUCCUCCAGUUAGUCCUGCAAAUCUUUGGCUUUGGUAUCAUAGUUCUAUUGUCAAGGCAAUUGUUUUUCCACUUAGCAAUUUAAAAGCAACAUUAAAACUGGAAUUAAUAGUUCAAGAACUCUUUUGGAGCAGGCUAAUAAUUUGGGUGCAACUCCAAUUUAGUAUUAACUGAAGUUUAUUAAAUACUCAUGGGAGAAUUUAGGCCAAACUGAUAGAUUAAGAGCUAUUGCAUACUUAUAUAUAUUUGCAGAGUACACUUGGUUAUGGGAAAUACAAGAUAAGUCCUGACGGCAUUAUAUUGAUAUUGUAGCUACAAAAUUGUAACAUGCUAAAAUACCAGAUGGAAAAAUGUUAUACGUGAUCUUAGUUCUGACUUAUCUCCAAACCAUUAAUUCUAAACAAUGGGUUGUUUCACCUCUGCAUUACUUUAACCACAAUGAUUAAUGUGAAACCUUCUGCUAUGCUAAUUGUUCAGCCAUUCCUCAGUUCAAAAUGAACUGCAGACAGAAAUUUGCACAACCACAUUGCAGAAAAAGAGGAAACUAAAUUUAUGACUAUAUUUCCAGUAAAGCUCUUAUUGUAUGAUAAAAAAUGUUAAAUAUUGCCACAAAACUUGUAGUAUUACUAGAUGGUUCCUGCAUCCAAAUAUGCAAUUAAUAUAUCAAUUCCUAUCCUGUUCCAGGAAAGCAGUUUUACAGUGCUGCAUCCACCUACCUUAUGCAAGGGUUUGGUUAUGUACACUGGUGUUGUCAUAUUGGUUAUUCUGCUGCUUUGUGUACCUAUCUUGAAAGACAUGCUACUAUGUCUUGUAACAUAUAUCUUCUGUUGGUGAAAUAAUGCCUUAUGCUUAAGUGACAAUAAAGAAGUACCUAAA